Molecule: messenger RNA, 1458 nt
Organism: Penicillium cosmopolitanum
Lineage: Eukaryota; Fungi; Ascomycota; Eurotiomycetes; Eurotiales; Aspergillaceae
Product: bifunctional folylpolyglutamate synthase/dihydrofolate synthase
Exons: 5
Coding region: 1-1458 (485 amino acids)
Biological process (GO): tetrahydrofolylpolyglutamate biosynthetic process
Cellular component (GO): cytosol; mitochondrion; cytoplasm
Molecular function (GO): ATP binding; tetrahydrofolylpolyglutamate synthase activity
Source: RefSeq, a predicted model, not a curated record
AUGAGGCGUAGCUAUGAGAACGCCCUGAGGCUUCUUGAGACACGAAGGCGGAAAACCCGACCAACAAACCCCGCAGCACCAGCCACACCCCAAGAUUUCGCGACACCUAGCGGUAACCCAACUGUGAAAGGCAUACCUAGUUUGGUUGGAAUGAAGGAAUGGCUGCAGGCGUUAGGACACUCUGAAAACGAUGUCGACAACCUGAAUAUAAUCCAUAUCACCGGGACAAAAGGAAAGGGGAGUACUUGCGCUUUCACCAGGUCCUUUCUCCACACGCAUGGCUUGAAGACAGGAUACCCAAAGCGAAUUGGGUUAUACACUUCCCCUGAUUUGCAAUGCAUCCGGGAGAGAAUACAGAUUGAUAAUCAACCAAUCACGGAAAAUCUCUUCACGCAAUAUUUCUUCGAGGUCUGGGAAACUCUUACGUCCCCGGGCUUAGAAAUAGCUACAGGAACCACAAGACAACCCCGUUAUCUGCAGCUUCUGGCUUUGCUAGCCUUUCAUACCUUCAUCAAGGAAAAUGUCGACGCAGCAAUAUUCGAGACACACCAUGGCGGAGAGUAUGACGCCACGAAUGUGAUACGGAAGCCUGUUGUGACCGGUAUAACGUCUCUGGGGAUGGACCAUGUUGCACAACUAGGCCCUACUGUCGAGGAUAUCGCUUGGCAUAAAUCGGGCAUUUUCAAACCUGGAGCACCUGCGUUCUCUGUCAGCCAGGAGACAGGACCUGGUGAAGUUCUGCGGAAACGUGCGACCGAACGAAAUACUGAUUUGACAUUUGUCUCGUCCUCUCACACCCUCCCUGUCAACGAAAAGGUGCUGAGUGCUCCAGUACAACGAUUGAAUUGCUCUCUAGCCCUUCAGCUAGUUAAAAGAUUUUUGCAGCUCAAGGAUUCCAAGUAUGUACUGGACGACGACGACAUAUCUAGGGGCAUCGACGGUUUCUCGUGGAUGGGGAGAUUUGAGGUGAUAGAAAGUGGAAGGUCACGAUGGUUCUUGGAUGGUGCGCAUAACACGCUGAGUCUUGAACAAGCAGCAGAGUGGUUCUCGAAGAAUAUAAAUGCUGCAGAUGCACCUACAUAUCGUGUCCUUAUCUUCAGCCAUUUUUCUGAAGAGCGAAAUGGAGUUGAUCUACUAAAAUGCCUAGCGUAUGCACUUCCUAAGCACGACGCUAAACCUGAUCACGUUAUUUUCACGACUUACCAGGAGAGAGAAGAUGGGACUACGAGAAUAGACAAAACACUUAAAGUUCCAGAGACUCCUUUUCCGGACCUUUGCGCAAUAUAUACUUCACUUUGGAAAGAAAUCCAUCCUCAUGCUACAGUCUCAACUGAACCAACUAUUCAGGGUGCCAUCAAGCUCGCGGAACGGAUAAGUAUGCAACAAGGUGGUAUGCAAGCUUUUGUUACCGGGAGCUUACAUUUGGUUGGGGGAGCGCUCAAUUUGUUGCGGCCCUAA